Messenger RNA from Myiozetetes cayanensis, 5076 nucleotides. RefSeq names its product LMBR1 domain containing 2 (gene LMBRD2). NCBI's taxonomy places the organism in Eukaryota, Metazoa, Chordata, Aves, Passeriformes, Tyrannidae. The transcript is spliced from 18 exons. Gene Ontology annotation, biological process: adrenergic receptor signaling pathway. The record is from RefSeq and is a predicted model, not a curated record. Bases 209 to 2275 code for a protein of 688 amino acids. Gene Ontology annotation, cellular component: membrane.
CGGGGCCGAGCGGCGAAUGGCGGCGACCCGGACGCGGCAGGAGCCGGGAGCGGGUGGCGGUGCCUGCGCGAUGUGCUGAGCCCGGUGCCGGCGGCGAUGGAGGGCGGCGGAGCCCCGCGGGGGGCGCGGUGCUGAGCACGGGCUCGGCCGCGUUCUGAUCUGCUUUCUCCACUGAGCUGCGCUGUGUGGCUGGAGCGAUCGUUCAACAAUGAGUGGUGCAGCGCUGGGCCUUGAGAUAGUGUUUGUCUUUUUUCUGGCCUUAUUCCUCCUCCAUCGGUAUGGGGACUUCAAGAAACAGCAUAGGCUUGUGAUCAUAGCAACGUUGUUGGCGUGGUAUCUCUGCUUCCUCAUUGUAUUUAUACUGCCUCUGGAUGUCAGUACGACUAUUUAUAAUCGAUGCAAACUUGCUGUUAACUCCAGUCCUGCAGAAAGUAAUGGCUCUUACGUUACUAUUGCUCCAAGCAAACAAAAAUGUUUCAAACCUUGGAGUUAUAUUCCUAAUGGAAUUAUGCCAAUUUUCUGGCGUGUUGUGUAUUGGACGUCUCAGUUUCUAACAUGGAUUCUGCUACCUUUCAUGCAGUCGUAUGCAAGAUCAGGAGGGUUCUCCAUUACUGGAAAGAUUAAAACUGCGUUGAUUGAGAAUGCAAUAUAUUAUGGCACUUACUUGCUGAUUUUUGGGGCGUUUUUGAUAUAUGUGGCUGUAAAUCCAAACUUCAAUUUGCAAUGGAACCAACUUCAGACUAUUGGGAUAGCUGCUGCAAACACAUGGGGUCUCUUUCUUCUUGUGUUGCUUUUGGGUUAUGGUUUGGUGGAAAUCCCCCGUUCUCACUGGAAUGGGGCCAAGAGAGGUUAUCUACUCAUGAAGACUUAUUUCAAAGCUGCCAAACUGAUGACUGAAAAAGCAGAUGCAGAGGAGAAUUUAGAGGAUAUUAUGGAGGAAGUCCGUAAAGUAAGUGAGAGUAUCAAAUAUAACCACCCCUUGAGAAAAUGUGUUGAUACAAUACUGAAAAAGUGUCCUACUGAGUACCAGGAAAGAAUGGGUAGGAACAUGGAUGAUUAUGAAGAUUUUGAUGAAAGACAGAACAGUUAUCCAAGUGAGAAAAGUCUGGUCAAACUUCACAAGCAGGUGAUCUAUUCAGUACAGAGACACCGUCGUACACAGGUCCAGUGGCAAAUUCUUCUGGAGCAGGCGUUUUACUUCGAAGAUGUGGCAAAAAAUGAAACAAGUGCUACGCGUCAGUUUGUUCAUACCUUUCAUUCCCAGGAACCAGAGAAUAAAAUUAUUCAGUAUUUCUACACACCAACUGUUGAGUGGUACUGGGAAUGUCUUCUACGGCCAUGGUUUUACAGAGUGCUUGCCGUUGUGCUAGCUACAUUCUCUGUAAUUGUUGUGUGGUCAGAGUGCACAUUUUUCAGCACAAAACCAGUUCUAUCGCUGUUUGCAGUUUUCAUACAGCUGGCAGAAAAGACAUAUAAUUAUAUAUACAUAGAGAUGGCCUGUUUUCUUACCAUCUUUUUCCUAAGUAUCUGUGUUUACUCUACUGUCUUCAGGAUCCGUGUAUUUAACUAUUACUACUUAGCUUCACAUCAUCAGACAGAUGCAUACAGUCUCCUUUUCAGUGGCAUGUUAUUUUGCCGUCUUACUCCACCAUUGUGCUUGAACUUUUUGGGCUUGACCCAUAUGGAUGCAACAAUCUCUCACAAGAACACUCAGCCAACUGCUUAUACAUCUAUAAUGGGAUCCAUGAGAGUGCUGUCCUUCAUUGCAGAUGGAUUCUAUAUAUACUACCCAAUGCUUGUUGUCAUUCUCUGUAUCGCCACGUACUUUAGUUUAGGAACUCGUUGUUUGAAUCUUUUGGGAUUCCAGCAGUUCAUGGGGGAUAGUGAAAUGACUUCUGAUUUGAUUGAUGAAGGAAAAGAGCUAAUCAGAAGAGAGAAAAGAAAACGACAGAGGCAGGAAGAAGGUGAAAACAGAAGAAGGGAGUGGAAGGAGCGAUACGGGAAUAGAGAUGAUUCCACUAGGAAUAGAGCUGUCCACACAGACCAAAAAGAAUCCAGCUUCACAGAGACCAAUGUCAACAGACCACUAUCAAAGUACACCCGAUCAAAUGGUAGGACUGAAAGAGAUAGAAUAGAACUCCUUCAGGAUGCAGAACCUUUGGAUUUUAAUGCAGACUCUGUUAAUGAUGACCCUCUGGAAUCAGACUCAGGAAGGUACCAGCCUGGUGGAAGAUACCUAUCAAUGUCUCGAAGUAAAAUAUUUGAUGAUGUCUAAGCUCCUCAAUGCUAAAGAAAAUUCAGUGGACAUCUAGCUCCUACUCAUUGCUUGGAAAAUACUGUAUUUGUGAUACAUCGCUGAACCAUCAAAGACUGUUUCUGUUUUAAAAAAAGAAUAUGAAGGAACAACUAUUUUGGAAAUGCACAUCUAUGAUGAGUUCACCACUUAUGAUAAGAACAUACUUCUUCUAUUGUAGAUACUGUUGUGCAUCAGUGUGGGCUUUUGUGUCAUGAUGAAAAGGAGAAAACUAUUAAUUUAGUAAAUGGCAAAUGCAUAAAUAUACCUUGAACUGUAUAUAAGAUUUGAACUGCAACAGUUUAAGUUCUAGGAAGAGAUUUUCUGGAAAGAUGUUUUUUGGACUUCAGCUGGUGCUGUGAGAGCAUCAUAAUGCGUCCAAAGUGCAUUAUAUCAAUUACCAUACAAUUUUUUCUAUUUGAACUUUAGCUCAAAAUCUACUGAAUAAAAUUAAGGCUUCUUUUGCCUUCAGUAGUGUUGAAUCAGACCCAUAUAAGGAGAAAGAUUGAGUGGCAGGCUGUUCCUCAUAAAAACAUAAAAAUACCCCUUCCAGUAUUUAAAGAGUGGCUACAAAGAAGAUAAAGACUGCCUUUUUACAAGGAGUCAAAUAGAAAAGAUGUGGGGUCAUGGGUACAAGAUACUCCUGGGGAGAUUCCAGUUGGACACAACUGGAAAUUUUUACACAGUGAAAACAAUCAUCUACUGGAAUAAUCUCCCCAGAGAAGUGGUGGAUUCCCUUUAACUUUUAAGAUUUGGCUGGGCAAGGUGCUGGCUUGUCUUGUCUAGAGUGUGCUUUUGCUGAGAAAGGUUGGACCAUAGAAUCAUAGUCACAAAAUGGUUUGGGUUGGAAUGGACCUUAAAGAUCACCUAGUCCCAACACCCCCUGCCCUGGGCAGGGACACCUUCCACUAGACCAGGUUGCUCAGAGCCCCAUCCAACCUGUCCUUGAACACUUCCAGGGAUGGGGCAUCCACAGCUUCUCUGGGAAACCUCUGCCAGUGCCUCACCAUCCUCAUGGAGUUUCUUCCUAAUAUCUAAUCUAAACCUACUCUCUUUAAAGCACUUCCCCCUUAUCCUAUCACUGCAGUUUCUGAUGAAGAGUCCCUCUCCAGCUUUGUUGUAGGCCCCUUCAGAUACUGAAAACCUUCUCUUGCAACCUUGUCUUUUCCAGGCUGAACAGUCCCAGCUCUCUCAGCCUGUCCUCAUAGGGGAGCUGCUCCAGACCCCUUUUUUUUCAUGGCCUCCUCUGGACUUCCUCCAUCAGGUCAGCGUCCUCCUGUGCUGAGAGCCCCGGAGCUGGAUGCAGUGCUCCAGAUGGGGUCUCACCAGAGCGGAGCUGAGGAACAGAAUUCCCUCACCUGCUGCCCACUCUGCUUUGGAUACAGCCCAGGAUACAUUUGGCUUUCUGGGCUGUGAGUGCACAUGACCAGGUCAUGUCCAGCCUCCCAUCCACCAGCACCCUCAAGUCCUUCUCAGCAGGGCUGCUCUCAAUCACUUCUCUGCCCAGCCUGUAGGCUUGUCUGGGAUUGCCAUGACCUAGGUGUAGAGCAUUGCACUUCACUUUCUUGAGCUUCAUGAGGUUUGUACAGACCCACCUCUCAAGCCUGACCAGGUUCCUCUGGGUGGCAUCCCCACCCUCCAGGGUGUCGACUGCACUGCACAGCCUGGUGUCGACAGAUAAUCCUUGAGGUCCCUUUCAGCCUGGUAUUCUAUGAUUCUAUGAAAUUUGGUGGCAUAAAUUUUGGAGUGAUGUGUGUUGGUGAAGAAAGGCUGUAUUUUUUCUUUUCCAACAUUAUAUGCAGAUAAAUGAUUUUAGCAUGUGUAAAUAGUAGAAAUUGAAUAUGGACCAGAGUUUCACUGUCUUAGGAGCAUGUGUGCAAUAGUGAGAAUACAUUAUCGAAGAUACCAUGUCUGCUUAAGAUCUUUACAGUGUAAUGGUUCAAAAUUUUGGCACACUAUUGUUUUUGUAACUGUUAAGGAAAUACGCUAUGAAAAUUGAGUUAAAUACUGAAACAUGAUAAUUUGCACGCAUCUCAGGCACGGCUGUAGAGUAUUUCUUUAAAAGAAGGGAAAUACAUAGCAUGACUAGAUAAUGGCGAACACUUUUAAUAUCCUGAAUACCCUGGUUGCAUUAUGUAUCAGUUUUUAAGGUGCCUGUAUUUUGCAGUAAGUUGUUGCAAAAAGAAUAAUACAUAUUUGUAUGCCAUUCAAAAAUGCCAAUUAUUGACAGUGUAGAAAAGCUUCACAUUAAUUUUAUUGGUGUAGAUAUAUUUUUAAACCGUAGUUACUUGAAUGAAUUUUCAAAUGUAAUCAUAAGGUAAAAGAUGCGAUCAAAUUCAUGAUAACUUUGGUGAUUUGAGUAACUUAAAAUAUGGCUUUUUUGCAGUUUGUCUGAAGUCUUUACCACUUGGGAGUUUUCUUAUGUGCUUAUUGCAAAGUUAUGUUGAAAACUGAAAGAGAACAUGUUUCUAUCAUAUAUUCUCUAUCAUGCUUCAAAAAAAGACAUCUCUUAAAGCAGCUACAAAUGAGUUGUUCAGAAAAGUAAGUUUUCAUGAAUGACAUAAUCUACUAAUUUUUAAAAACAGUCUGUGUUUUCUCAAGUUUAUUGUUAAUGGGGAUCUAACUCUACCUCCUGUGAUUUAGUACGUGUUCUAACAGUAGUGAUAUUUGUAAUAUAUUUAUCUGCCUGUUUUAAAACACUGUAUUGUUACUAUGAAGAAGGAAAAAAAAAUCUCUAUUUGUAUAGAAAUAAUUAUAUUAAUAAAUUGGCAGACAGACAAUAA